Molecule: messenger RNA, 886 nt
Organism: Carica papaya (papaya)
Lineage: Eukaryota; Viridiplantae; Streptophyta; Magnoliopsida; Brassicales; Caricaceae
Source: RefSeq, a predicted model, not a curated record
UUUCCCGCUUCUGCUCAUCACCUGCAAAACUCCAAAACCUAAACGCCAACAACAAUAUCAACUAAACUCAAUACUCACUCACUCACCUUCAACUCAUACGAACUUCCUUCUUUCCCUCCAUGUUAACCAUAAUCAAUCAAUGAAAACUCAACACCAAAUUUCAAAAUCCUAACACUUCUUCAAUAUAUAUUUUUUCCUUACUAUGAUCUCUCGGUCACCGAUUCGCCGGAGUUGGGCCUCCGGCCGGUUCCCGGCGGGAUCCGAGAGGUCCUUACAGAAUUCCUCUCAGGAAAGGCACGGCGCCGAUGCUGACUUCGCCCGCGCGCAAGGAGGCCAUAUAUCGGCGCCGCCUAGGAGGUUAAUGUUAGCGCCUCCGUCAGGGAUGGUGGGAAAGGACCCCGGGGGUUUGAGGCUGACGAAGGUGCUGGUGAACGUGAAUAUGGAGCGGAGCAUUGGGCCAGUGCAGGUGUUGAUAUCGCCGGAGAAAACAGUGAGGGAGUUGAUAGCGGCGGCCAUGGAGAUUUAUGUGAAGGAGAAGAGGCGGCCUCUGUUGAAACACAUUGACCCCAAUUUCUUCGAGCUUCAUUACUCGCAGUUCAGUUUGGAGAGUUUGAAGAGAGAUGAGAAGGUAAUAAAACUGGGAUCAAGGAAUUUCUUUUUAUGUUCAAAGCCUUGUACAACUCUAAACUCUUGUUGCUCAGGUGAAGCAAAGAAUAAAGCAAUCAAGUUUCAUUUCUCAUUCAGCAAUUUAAUGGAUUUCUUGCUCUAGGUUGUUGUUCCUUUCUCUUUCUUUCUUAAUAUUAUAUGUAUGUGUAAAUAUAUUUCAAAUAUCCUAUCUAUUUUUCAUAUGCGAGAGAAAAAGAUUGUGGUGAUUUGAUUAGGAAAA